Molecule: messenger RNA, 321 nt
Organism: Ilex paraguariensis (yerba mate)
Lineage: Eukaryota; Viridiplantae; Streptophyta; Magnoliopsida; Aquifoliales; Aquifoliaceae
Source: the annotation of a GenBank genome assembly
AUGCCAAGGAAAGAUCCCAAGAAGAAGACCUCUCCUAUUCCUAAGCUACCUAUAGACAUUAGAAAGGUCAAUGAUCUUCCUUCUGAGCUAAAGAAGAUUUUUGUAGAGGUGGCCAAGACCUUUUCCACACCUAAAGAGGCUUGGGACAUGGCGAAGUCAGCAAAGGAUGACCUAAAGGAGAUGAACAUAGUCUGCAACACCGAACAUAAGGAGUUCAAGGCUGAUAAGUCUAAGGUGGCUGAUAGAGAUGCCAUCAUCAAUGAUUUGAAGGAUGAGAAUGCCACUGGCUGGGCCAAAGGCUGUUUUAUCUUCCAAAAAUAG